Molecule: messenger RNA, 2475 nt
Organism: Peromyscus eremicus (cactus mouse)
Lineage: Eukaryota; Metazoa; Chordata; Mammalia; Rodentia; Cricetidae
Product: testis-expressed protein 13D-like
Exons: 2
Coding region: 264-1832 (522 amino acids)
Source: RefSeq, a predicted model, not a curated record
UCUGUCCUACGUCAGUGCUGCUCUGUCAGCGUUGCUGCCUUGCCGCCAUUACUGCGUUUGCCGUUGUCCUCGUCCUCGAUGUUGUCGGGAGGCUGAGGUGGUGAGAGGAUUGGCUUUGAUUUUUGUGAGACUGGACGAAGACCAGUCUAGGACUGAGCCAGUGGGAAGAGGGGAACAGAUUGAUGGCAGGGACUGUAUGUGUGACCGUUGUUUGACAGCGACGGAAGUGUGUCAGGCGCUAGAGUGACUAGGCCUCAUUGACCAUGGCGGUGGACUUGGGGGACCACUCCAGUGGCUUUCGCCACAGUGAAGUGAUUAGAUUUAUUAAUAAUGAAAUCCUCAUGAAUGGAGGUGGGCCUGAAUUCUACACGGCUUUCCGCAUGCGUCCCUGGAAUGAAAUAGAAGACCAACUUUGCACCAUUCUGAUCGACCCUCAGGUGCCACGUUCUUUCAAAAGGGCCUGCACCUGGAGUGCCUUGGCCCUGAGCGUGCGAGUAGGUGAGAGGGAGCGUGAGCAGCAGGCUUAUAUGGUAGGGUUGCCACAAAAUACAAUGGGGCAGCACCCCUCGGCUCCCGGAGCCUCAGUCUCAGAGCUGUGGCAGCUGCGUCAACAGCGAGAGGAGGCAGUCACCCAACUGCUUUCCACUCAAGCUGCCCUACAGCAGGCCAUGAGGGAAUGUGAUGUAUUGCGCAGGAGGCUGUACCAUGCUGAAAGGUCUGCCCAGACGGCUAUGACGGUUCAAGAUAUGGUGCCGAGAGCUCAAACCCAACAGCUUGGUGCUUCAGUGGUGCCUCUGAAUCCAGAUCAUGCAAGAGUUAUGGGUGCAAUGGGUGGGUACGACAGGCACUAUUUGGAGGCACAGGCAUCAGCUGCAACAAAUGUUUUUUACAUGCCGGGAAGCACAAGUUCCUGGCCCCUGGCCAUGCAACCUUCUGUGCCAGUUCCAGUUCCAUACCAAUUCCCACCACAUCCACAAUUCCUAAUGGGAUCUCCAUUCGUGAUGCCCUUUUCACCUCCAGUAGUCAUGGAAACAGAAGGUGUUGUAGUUCCAGUUCAGAUGCCUCCUGUGUAUCAAUCAAGUCCAUUUGCUGCACCAUGCUCCCGGGAUCCAGCUGGUCUACGGGACCAGAGAAGCUACAUGGCUACUGAAGCUCCUCCAGUCAUCCAGCGUUCUUUUCCCUCAGGGAACAUCAGAGACUUCAGACAGGAGGGACGCCCAGAGAAGUCGCAGGGGACAGAUACCAGGGGAAACAAUAGAAGCCACAUUCAAGGGCAAGGUCUACGAAGAAUCCAGGAGAGGGUUACCUUAGUGGAUACUGGAAAUGAUAAUGAAAACAAAGAAGAAAAUGGGAAGGAAGAAGAGAACAGAGAGAAGGAAGUAACACCUGCAGUACCAGCAGAAGUAGCAGCAGCAGCAGCAGCAGCAGCAGCAGCAGCAGCAGCAGCAGCAGAUGGCGCAGAAGAAAAAGGAGAAGAAAAACCAGCAGCAGCAGCCCCCGCCGCCGCAGCAGCAUACAGUAAUACUGUAGACAGCCUGCAGAGUCUCCAGGAACUACAUCUUUCUGAGGAAGGUGAGCUCCACAGCCCAAGUGAAAAAUGUCCCCAGACAACACCUCUGCCUCCCUUGGGCUCAAGGAGAAGUCAAAUCAAAAAAGGUGUGAAGGAGGUCCAGCCAACCCAUGUGUGGGAGAGCUGGAGCCAAGUGGUGAGAGACAGCCCAAAGAAACAACAGCCUCAGCUACGGAAGAAGGAUAGGAAACCACAAAUGGGAGCAGCUUCCGAAUCCCAGCCUGCCUCAGCGUCGGGGUCUGGCCAAGGUGUAAAGCUAUGAAUUUUUCCUUGUUCCAAGUCUGCUCCAAGUGCAGAGUUUAUAUGGCAGCUGAGGGUGGAGGACAAACACACUGAUUGCAGAAAUUUUUCAGGUGGUGAAUUCCUGAUGGCUAUUCCUGAUGAAAUGACACUCUGAAGUAAAGAAGAUGAAAUUAUGAAACCUUUUUUUUUUUUUUUUAGUUCUCCGCUUCUGUUUCCUUCUUAAUUUCCUUUUUCUGAAAAUACCACAUAUUGACUAGGAACACUCAAAAUUAUAAUCUGCAUUGAAUUUUGGAAAUAGAACUCUUUCUUGAAAAUACUGUUUUUCUUUUGUUUGCUUUUCUAAAGUUUAUAGGUUAAAGCAGUGUUUAGAUAUCACAUCUCUACAAAUUUGCUUGUUGGUGAGGAAGCUGAACUUGCUCAAUUAUAAUACCACCCAAGAUCCGAAAGAAACAUCUUAAUUCUCAUGGGCCCUGUAAUUCAGUGAGACCCCCACUAGCUAAAGCAAAGACAAGUUAAACGUAAGAGAAGAAAAGAUUACUGGCACACAGCAUGGGGUCACUGUAGAACAAACUAGUUUUGUUAGAAUUUAAUUCUUCACUAGGAUGAUGGGCUAGCUUAAAAGAGUUUUGGAGAUUGUAAUGUUAAAUUCUAUAUGAUAAAUU